Molecule: messenger RNA, 2193 nt
Organism: Drosophila mauritiana
Lineage: Eukaryota; Metazoa; Arthropoda; Insecta; Diptera; Drosophilidae
Product: zinc finger BED domain-containing protein 1-like
Exons: 3
Coding region: 683-2146 (487 amino acids)
Molecular function (GO): protein dimerization activity
Source: RefSeq, a predicted model, not a curated record
UGUCGUUCGUGAACGAACGAACUAAAUUGAACUAUUCACCAAACUGAACGAACGAACUAGGUCUGCCUUUAUAGUUCAAUAUAGUUCGAUAGUUCAAUUUAGUUCACUUAGUUCAAUAUAGUUCACUUAGUUCACGUCGUUCAUUUUGAUCUCUUACCCUGAUCGUUCGUUCGUUGUUCACUUAGUUCGAUAGGUCGGUCUGAGUUCACUUAGUUCGAUAGGUCGGUCUGAGUUCACUUAGUUCGAUAGGUCGGUCUGAGUUCACUUAGUUCGAUAGGUUGGUCUUAGUUCAUUUAGUUCGAAAGUUCGCUUAUCGAAUAAGCUGAUUAAUUUUCGCAUACAUUUAAAACUACGGUUUACAAGUUUGUGCGUAUCUAUGGCUUCAAAACGAAAGCAUAGCAAAGUUUGGAAUUUCUUUGAUUCAGUGGAUGAGAAGAGUGCUAAAUGCAAAUACUGCAAAACUGUGCUUAGUGUGGCUGGUGGAUCGCAAGGAAACUUAUAGCGUCACCUUAAAAAUAAGCACCCAGCAGCUUUGGAGGAAACAAAGCGCCAAACCAAUGAAAGCCGACAGGAAGCAAAUACUCCUCAGAUAAUUGGACCCCAACAGCAAGUAAUAACUUCGUUCAUUCAACGACCACCGGCUGCCGGGAAAGCUGAGAAAAUUGAUAGGCAACUAGUUCGUAUGAUUGCAAAAGGUCAUCAUGCAUUGCGAAUUGUAGAAGAGCCUGAUUUCAAGCAGCUCAUAGAUGAUGUGUCUAAUUGCCCCGGAUACAAGAUGCCCACUCGAAAAACGCUGUCCAACGUGCUUCUUCCAAAGCUUCGGGACGAAAUUGUUGGUAGCGUCAAAGAAAAAAUGGAGCUGGCAUCUGCAGUUUGUUUGACAACGGAUUGUUGGACCUCUCUUGCAAAUGAAAGUUAUAUUGCUGUUACAGCUCAUUUUAUUGAGAGUGAGGCAACUGUUAUGAUUGCAUGCGAGGCAUUCGUUGAGCAGCACAGUGGUCAAAAUCUGUGCGCAUUUUUACAAAAAAUAGCAGAAAGAUGGAGUAUAGAGAACAAAAUAUCUGCUGUGGUUUCCGAUAAUGCUGCAAAUAUUGUCAAUGCCAUUAAAACAGGAAAUUGGCCACAUAUACCAUGUUUUGCACAUAGCUUGAACCUAAUUGUGCAAAAAGGACUCCGCGAAAUCAGCGUUGUACAAAACAAAGUCAAAUUCAUUGUGGAGUUUUUCAAUCGUAGCACUUUCGGCCUUAAGAAGCUGAAGUCAACUCAAACCCAAUUGAACUUGCCCGAUCUCAAAUUGAUUCAAGAUGUGUCAACUCGUUGGAAUUCAACUUUUAAAAUGCUAGAAAGGCUUGUUGUGUUGAAAGAUGCUCUUAUAUUAACACUUUCUACUCUGCGUUCUGAAUUAAACUUAUCUCAGAAUGAGUGGGCGAUAGUAGAAGAGUUACUGCCUAUAUUAAAACCAUUCAUGGAGGUAACAGAAGAAAUAUCAGCAGAAAAGAAUGUAACCCUUUCAAAGGUUAUAGUUCUUGCGAUUUUGCUACAGAACUGUUUGAAUAACAAAACGCCUAAGGAUAAAUGUGUUGCUGCACUUGUUGCAGUUCUAAAAGCUGAGAUGAAUCGACGAUUUUGCAAGCUGGAAAGUAACGAACUCUACGCAGAGAGUAACAUUUUAGAUCCUCGAUUUAAAGGUCGUUGGUUCAAGUCAAAAGAAGAAUACGAAAAAGCUGUUUGUAAUCUUAAAAGGAAAGUAACUCCAAUUCGUCUCAACAGCGAAAAUUAUGAAUUCGAAUCACCUGCGUUUGAAACUAAUUCAGCCAAUCAGAGUUCGGUUUGGUGUGAUUUUGACAGUGAGUUCAAGAACACGACAAAGGCUGCAAACACUACCGGUUCUGCCGAGAAAGAGAUGGAAAAAUACCUCGAAGAGGAAUUUAUACCGAGGACUGCUGACCCUUUGGUUUGGUGGGAACAAAGAAAGAAAUUGUAUCCGCAUCUAUAUUCUUACAGCCUUAAGCGACUAUGCCUUAUGGCUACAUCAGUUCCUUGCGAACGCCUAUUUUCAAGUGCUGGGGAAAUCAUCCGAAAAAGACGGAUGCUACUAAAACCUAAUAAAGUGGAAAAUCUAAUGUUCCUUCAUAGCAACAUGUAGAUGGAUCACAGAAAUCAAAUAAAUGCAUUAAAAUUACUAUAUUAUCU